Ipomoea triloba (trilobed morning glory) is the source of this 1032-nucleotide messenger RNA. RefSeq lists its product as uncharacterized. The coding region runs from base 85 to 891 and encodes 268 amino acids. NCBI's taxonomy places the organism in Eukaryota, Viridiplantae, Streptophyta, Magnoliopsida, Solanales, Convolvulaceae. The record is from RefSeq and is a predicted model, not a curated record. The transcript is spliced from 4 exons.
UGUUCAAAUGUCUCAUGGUAGCCAUAUUGGUACUAAAGGAUUCAAAUGCCACAGAAUAAAUCUUUGGGUUGCAUUGCAUAGAAGAUGACUAGUGAAGAUAAUAUAGAUAGAAAUUUGGGUAAGAAAAUGAUGGGAGAAGAGGUAAUGAGGACAGUGGAAUUCCUGAGAGGGAGAUUGCUUGCAGAGAGAGUUGCUUCAAGAAAAGCAAAAGAAGCAGCUCAACUUAUGGGAAACAAGUUGGUAUACCUGGAGACAAAGUUGAAAGAAGAGACUAAAUCAAGAAAUAAAGCUGAAAAGAGGCUUAAGUUCCUAAAGAAGAAGCUGGAGUGCAUGAAUGUAUCAUAUGUCUCAGAUGAAUCAGAAAAUUCAAGCUAUGAGGUUUCAUCUAUCCCUUCUACAAGUACACCUUAUUCAAGCACCAAAGACUCAGCAAAUUGCUGUCAAGAAAUGGAGAAAGUGAAAACAGGGAAUGAUUCCUCUGAAUCUUUAUCCGGGAAAUGCGAAACCAAAGAGGCAGGUGAUGCAAUUGAGGAGGAGAACAUGAUGAGUUCUUUAGGCAAAGCCAAUCUUGUGGAAUCAAGUAAGCUUGAAUUCAAUGGAAACCAUGAUCUCUCAAUGGCAAAUGGAAAUAGCAGGAGAAGUUCACAGGAAGGGAAAGAAAUGGAUGCAGAAAACAAUUUGGUUAGAGAAGAGAAUGUGGAUGACUCAUUGGCUAUAGUACCAGUGGAAAUGCUUAAGAUAAAACAGACCAUUGAUCCAGAUGUUCUAGAUGAAACAGUAAGAGAGGUUCUUGGUUCUCUGAGGCAUGCCAAAGAGAAGCUUCAAAAUCAGAUGGAUCGGAGAAGGUUAAAGCAAUGUCUGUUGCCUGAUCUACCAUUUCCCAAUCCAUAAAGAAACAGGGCUAUAGGGUAAGUACUAAGUAGGCUUUGCACAUUUGCAGCACCUUAUAGUCAACAAACACUUAUGUAAGUGGGAAUUCUAGUUAAGAGUGCUGCACUGUUAAGAUUAAGUUAAGGAAAUGUUUAACUGCAA